GAUACACAUUAUUUGAAACAGCGGCAACCCUACUGGAAGCGUCUAAAAAACGCGCGAAUCCACUCAAAAUAAAAAUUUAAAUUAAGCUAAGCCACUGUCUUUGUUACGGAAUCCGUCAUAGCUUACAAUGAGCGAUUUGAAUGAAGGACCGAUGCGGGAGAAGCGCUCCUUUAUUAUGGCACGAGAUCCCAGCGUUGACCGGCGCUUUCGACCGAGGCCACACAAACAGUUGCGGCUGUUUGAUGAUAUCCAUGAAUCAACAGAGAGCACAGAUGGGUCAGACACUGAAUCAGAGUACGCAUCCAAUGCUGGAGACGAUGCAACGAGUGUGGAUGAUAGCAGGGAGGUGGAUACUGGCCCUCAGGUGUUCUUGCGUCUGCGUCCCGUAAGUGUUGCAUCCACAGGAUACUCGCUGUCCGACGAUGGCAAAUGUCUGAUUACCAGCGCAAAGAAUGAAAACAGCAGCAACAAUGUCAACAGAAUGGAGAAGCAUUUUGGAUUCACAUCCAUUUUCGAUGGCUCGGUUGGGCAGCGGGAUAUCUACGAUAUCUGUGUCGGUCCCAGAAUUCUGGAAGAGGAAUGUGUGACGAUAAUGACAUAUGGCACUUCAGGCUCUGGAAAAACAUACACAUUGCUGGGUGAUCAAGUGCGAGCUGGAGUCAUACCCCGCGGUCUGGAGCAUAUAUUCACCACUUAUUUGGGCAAUUUGUAUAGUACGCCCAAGCUAAAGCUAAUCAACGGGUGCAUUGUCUUCCUGCAAGACGACGCCACGCUACGCGAAAUGCAAAUAAGCAUGAAACUGCUGAACUUGUGCCCGGAUAUUAACGCCCAGCACGAGCGACUGAGGCAGGAGAUUAAGAGCGAUCACACCUUCGAGACGAAGACCGAGCCGGAUCUCUCGGUUAUGAUUUGGGUAUCCUUUGUCGAGAUCUACAAUGAACUGGUGUAUGACCUACUGAGCAUACCGCCGCGUCAAGACAAUCUUGGUGCUGUGCAACGAAAGCCCCUGAAGAUCGCCUGCAAUAAAGGUCAAGUAUUCAUCAAGGGUCUGACCACCGUGUUCGUGAAGAGCAGCGAGGAAGCCUUGCGUCUGCUGCGGCUGGGUCAGCAGCGUUCCACCUACGCUUCGACAUCGGUGAACUCAAACUCCAGCAGAUCGCACUGUGUCUUCACCGUGGAUGUGUUGAAGUACAGCCGCUCGGGCAUGACCACCCAAUGUUCGUACAAAUUCUGCGAUCUCGCGGGCUCAGAACGUGUGAACAACACAGGCACCAUAGGACUGCGACUCAAGGAGGCGAAGAACAUAAACACUUCCCUCAUGACACUGGGACGCUGUCUGGAUGCGGCCAGUACUUCGCGGAAGAAGUCCAGCACCGACGUUAUACCAUUUCGCGACUCGAAGCUAACCAUGCUUCUCCAAGCCGCUCUGCUCGGAAAGGAACGAUUGGCCAUGAUAGUGACUGUCACACCGCUGGAGAAGUACUAUGAGGAGAACCUGAACGUGCUUAACUUCGCGUCCAUAGCGAAGAACAUCGUCUUCAAAGAGCCCAUGAUUAAGCAGCAUAGUACCAGAUAUUCUGGAUUCUUUGACAACCCAAAAGCGGAUGGGCAGUACGAUUACAUCAAAGCGUUGGAGGAGGAUAAUAUCAGUUUGCGGGAAGAGAUCGAUCGCUUGAAGUUCGAUCAUGUGCUGAAGAUGCAGCUGCUGGAGGAGAGGCUGCGAAAGGAGCUUACGGACACGUUCCAGGAAAUGCUCCGGGUGAACAAGAAGCAGUGGGAAGAGCAGUCCGAGAAGCAGAAACUGAUGGCCGAAAGAGAGUUUGAGUUUAAGUUGGACUCACAAAAGCGGAUCUACGAAGAGCAAAUUGAGGACCUUAAAGAUGAAAUCGAUUAUCUGAAAAAUCCAGCAAGUGAGACGAGCAUUGAGAGUAUGGAUGAAAUAGAGGAUGAUCCAAUCGAAAUCCACGACGAUGAAUAAAUAGUAACUUGGAAUUGCUCAUUUUUAAUUGUUAGUUCAAGUGUUAAUUACGUUAUAAUUAUUUUUGUUCCUUUGUGUGUGUAAAG
Drosophila subobscura is the source of this 2064-nucleotide messenger RNA. RefSeq names its product kinesin-like protein subito (gene sub). The record is from RefSeq and is a predicted model, not a curated record. Lineage: Eukaryota; Metazoa; Arthropoda; Insecta; Diptera; Drosophilidae. The transcript has 4 exons. The coding region runs from base 128 to 1978 and encodes 616 amino acids. Gene Ontology annotation, biological process: microtubule-based movement. Gene Ontology annotation, cellular component: kinesin complex; nucleus; microtubule. Gene Ontology annotation, molecular function: microtubule motor activity; ATP hydrolysis activity; microtubule binding.